[Torrubiella] hemipterigena is the source of this 2483-nucleotide messenger RNA. NCBI's taxonomy places the organism in Eukaryota, Fungi, Ascomycota, Sordariomycetes, Hypocreales, Clavicipitaceae. The record is from the annotation of a GenBank genome assembly.
CACGCCAGGAGAUCCGUCCAAACUGUCCCCUUUGCCGCCCGCUACAUUCCCGCAGCGCUCAUCCACUUUUGUUUCUUCUCUUCCUCGUCUCUUCUCGUUUGUCGUUUCUGCCGAAUCCGUUGGGGGAAGGGUGCAUUGUAUCAAUUCCUCUCCUGAUCCUGUUGCUUUCUACACCGAAAGCAACCUAUUUGUCGAUUUCUCUUUGUCGGCAACUCGAACCCGGGGAAUCGAUUCCAUGCUUCGCGACCCGUUCGACAUCCACCGAAAGAAUAACUUCAAAACUGCAGCAUCGCAGGCCGUACAUAACAUACGAAUCGCCGCCACGCAAGUAGGGACAAAUGCGUUGGAAAUGUCUUUCUCUAUGCCCAAGAACAUACCGAAUUUCAAGGAUCCGUACCGAAACUUGGAAGACAAGGCCUGGAACGCCGUAAGAACAGGCAAAGUCGGCAACCUCUUCGACAGCGAAGGCCUUCCCAUGUACAAGGAUAAGCCUUACGCAUACGAGCCCUCGAGACGGUAUCGCCCCAUCUGGAGACGGAAGCGAACAUGGAUCUGCACAUUCUUCACCUUCAUCUUGUGCUGGAUGAUGGGUUGGCUGCCCUGGCAGCACAAGUUGUCAGCCCACACUACAUCGGCAUGGACGUGGCUGGGCAUGUCUGGCGAGAAGGAGAUUGUGGAUUGGGAUCACAGACGUGAGCAGGUGGUUGAGGCUUUCCAAUUAAGCUGGGAUUCCUACGAACGACAUGGCUGGGGGUACGACGAAUAUCACCCAAUUGCCAAGACUGGCAAACACAUGGCACCCAAGGGUCUGGGCUGGAUUAUUAUCGACUCUCUAGAUACACUGAUUCUUAUGAACCAGACAAGUCGCCUCAAGCAUGCUCGCGAGUGGAUCUCUACUUCUCUCACUUGGGAGCAGAACCAAGACGUUAAUACUUUUGAGACUACUAUUCGUAUGCUCGGCGGUCUUCUUUCGGCUCAUUAUCUAUCUACCGAGUUCCCCGACUUGGCGCCACAGACCGAUGAUGACCCAGGAAAGGAGGGCGAGGACUUGUAUCUGGAAAAGGCUAUGGACCUGGCAAGCCGGUUGAUGAGCGCGUUUGAUUCACCUUCCGGUAUCCCCUAUGCCAGCGUCAACUUGGAACAAUUCAAGGGUAUUCCCUCCCAUGCUGACAUGGGAGCCAGUUCUACCGCAGAAGCAACGACACUCCAACUUGAGUUCAAAUACCUUGCCAAGUUGACUGGCGAAAAGAACUUUUGGGACAAGGCCGAAAAGGUCAUGGAAAUCAUCGAUGAGAACAAUGCUCAGGACGGUUUAGUCCCUAUUUACAUUUACGCCACGAAUGGCGAAUUCCGCGGCGAGAAUAUUCGUCUCGGUAGCCGUGGUGACUCUUACUACGAAUACCUCAUCAAACAAUACCUUCAGACCAAUAAGAAGGAAAAGGUCUACGAAACGAUGUGGGAAGAAGCAUUACAAGGCAUGCGCAAGCAUCUUCUCACAUACACAGAGCCCAGUGGUUUUACUAUUUUGGGCGAGCGUCCCAAUGGUCUGGACAGCGCCCUGUCUCCCAAGAUGGAUCAUCUUGUUUGCUUCUUGCCUGGCACUAUUGCCCUUGCUGCAACUGGCGGUCUUACGCUAGAGGAAGCCCGCAAGCGACCAACAUGGAGCCAGCAGCACGAAGAAGACAUGAAGCUCGCUCGGGAGUUGACUCAGACAUGCUGGGGCAUGUACAAGUAUAUGGCGACAGGCCUCGCCGCCGAAAUCACCUACUUCAAGAUUGGCAACCCACCAGCUAGCCCUGAUAAAGGCCACCCCGUACCACCUAGGAAGCUGGACGGCCAUGCUAAUGCUGCUUGGCGUAAGGAUUUUGAAGUCCACUCUAAUGAUGUGCACAAUCUUCAGCGCCCUGAGACUGUUGAGAGUCUGUUUUACAUGUGGCGUAUCACUGGCGAUAUCCAGUACCGCGAGUGGGGAUGGGAGAUGUUUCGCUCAUUCAUGAACCACACCGCUGUGGAAGAUAAGGGCGGCUUCACAAGCUUGAGCGACGCGAACCAAGUACCGCCUCUGGUCAAGGACAACAUGGAGAGUUUCUGGUUGGCUGAGACGCUCAAGUACAUGUACCUGCUCUUCUCGCCUGAUGAUUUGUUGCCUCUGGACCAGAUCGUUCUCAACACCGAGGCUCAUCCUUUCCCUCGAUUCGAUAUGGGUCCGCUGUUUUCGACGGGCUGGUCUAGAAAGCCCCGUGAUGCUUCAGGCAAAAUCAAAGAGGAGUUUGUAAAAACGGAGAAGGUUAAGGUUGAAGAGUAAUUGACAACGGAACACUUGUAACCGUGGCCCGCUGGGAUUUUGUAUAGUUUUGGUUUCUUUGUUGUUUCUCUCUCUCGCAAAUAGACACUAUAUGCAUAGCAUGAUAGCUUCAGAAUAAUAUAGAACGCUAUCCCCACCAAGACACCAAUAGUUCGUACUGUUUCCAGCCAUAAUGGGG